AUGAAUAUGGUUUUCCAAAUUUUUCUUGUCCUUUGUUUUUAUAAAAUAAUUUGUUUUUUUCUUGCGGACUAUUAUUCAUACUUUACUGUGAAUAUAGUCAAAUGUGAUAUUCACAUAAUUUAUAAUACAAAGGAAAAGAAAAACAAUAAUGAUAAGAAAUAUGCACAAUUAAAUAACGUUGUCUCUUUGAAUAAACAAAAGAUACAAUCAAACUUAAAUUACAUAAAAGAGAAAAAAACGUUAAGCUAUUUACUCUUAUCAUAUAAUAAUAAGAAAAAUAAAGAAAUAUUAAAAAAAAAAAUAAAACUACAAGAAUAUUAUGAGAAAAAAUAUGACGAAAUAAAUAAAAAAAAUGAAUAUACACAUUAUAAUAUAUAUAAAAUGGAAAAUAAAUAUAAGAACUAUAUAAAUAAAAAGUUUAUGUUCUUAGAAAUAUCUAAGGAAGAAUUAAAUAUUCUAGAUGAAAAUUUGGAAUUACAUGGAAGCAACUUAGAUUUGCCUGUGAAAAAUCCAAAGUUUUCACAAGAUUAUGAUCAUUUUCUUUUUCUAGAAAAAAACAUUACGUGGCAUGAAAUGCCGACUCCACCAAUUUCCUGUAGACAAACAGGUUGCCCUCAUUCAUAUCAAAUAUGCGCACCUAUGUAUGUUGAUAAUAAUAAAUUUGAAAAUACAACUAUUUUUAAGAUCAUUCGAGAAGCCUUAAAUAUUCAAUCCAGAAAAGAAAUAAAAUUUCCAAAUAUUGAUACAUAUGAUUCAUAUGAACUUGUUUAUACGUGCAUCUGCAAGAAGUAUGUUCAAAAUGGUUUCUGUGAUGAAACAGUUGUAUAA
Messenger RNA from Plasmodium adleri (nom. inval.), 828 nucleotides. Its product is annotated as conserved Plasmodium protein, unknown function. The coding region runs from base 1 to 828 and encodes 275 amino acids. Lineage: Eukaryota; Apicomplexa; Aconoidasida; Haemosporida; Plasmodiidae. The transcript has 2 exons. The record is from RefSeq and is a predicted model, not a curated record.